This is a messenger RNA of Rotaria sp. Silwood1, 630 nucleotides long. The record is from the annotation of a GenBank genome assembly. Lineage: Eukaryota; Metazoa; Rotifera; Eurotatoria; Philodinida; Philodinidae.
AUGCAAUUGUUUCCAACAAUUGAUUCAUCUUUUCUUGAUUGUUAUCAUUUAUGGAAACUUAUUUUUUUUGUUCUUCGAACAACACGAUUAAUUCAGUGUCAAAUGCAUGAAAAUAUUAAUACAUCAUCAUUAUCAUCAUCAUCGUUUUUUGCAGCUAACAUAUUUCCAUCAUUCGUUUUACGUUCACAAGAUAAUUUACCUUUAACAGAACAAGCUAUAUAUGAUUUACGUAAUGAUAUGAGAAAAGCAAAUGAAUUAAAUGAUUUUGAUGAUGAAGAUUAUCUCGAAGAUGAAGAUAUGGAUAUGGAAAGUGAUAAUCAACAACAUUUUCAAUCAUCAUCAUCAUCAUCAUCCUCAUCAUCGUUCCGUUCUAGUAUAAUUAAUUCAAUCACUUCUAUUACUACUAUCAUGACAACAGCAACCACAAUAACGACAACCACAACAAUAACAACACCUACCACACUUUCAGAGAUAAAUACUCAAGAAACAAAGAGUAUUGAAAGUAAAACAUCAAAUGAUCAAUAUACGAUCAUAUCAUCAUCAUCUCAUUCUGUACCUAUGUGUAUUUGUAUACUAUUUCCAUUUAGUUUAUUGUAUAGAUAUAUGCAUAUGAAUAAUUUUUUAUUUUAA